GACAGCUAUCAUCCCUGCUAAACCAGACCCAAGUGGAGAAUGUAAUCCUGAUCUCAGGUUAAGAGGUCACCAGAAGGAAGGCUAUGGUCUCUCCUGGAAUUCGAAUUUGAGUGGACAUCUCCUGAGUGCAUCUGAUGACCAUACUGUCUGUCUGUGGGAUAUAAACGCAGGACCAAAGGAAGGCAAAAUUGUGGAUGCUAAAGCGAUCUUUACCGGCCACUCGGCUGUUGUGGAGGAUGUGGCCUGGCACCUGCUGCACGAGUCGUUGUUUGGAUCUGUUGCUGAUGAUCAAAAACUGAUGAUAUGGGACACCAGGUCCAAUACCACCUCCAAGCCGAGCCACUUGGUGGAUGCACACACUGCCGAAGUCAAUUGCCUCUCAUUCAAUCCCUACAGCGAAUUUAUCCUAGCCACUGGCUCUGCGGAUAAGACCGUAGCUUUAUGGGAUCUGCAUAACUUAAAAUUAAAACUCCAUACCUUCGAAUCUCAUAAAGAUGAAAUUUUCCAGGUCCACUGGUCUCCACAUAAUGAAACUAUUCUGGCUUCAAGUGGUACUGACCGCCGCCUGAAUGUGUGGGAUUUAAGUAAAAUUGGGGAAGAACAAUCAGCAGAAGAUGAAGAAGACGGGCCUCCAGAACUCCUGUUUAUUCAUGGAGGACACACUGCCAAGAUUUCAGAUUUUAGUUGGAACCCCAAUGAGCCUUGGGUCAUUUGCUCAGUGUCUGAGGAUAACAUCAUGCAGAUAUGGCAAAUGGCUGAAAAUAUUUACAAUGAUGAAGAGUCGGAUGUCACGACAUUGGAACUGGAGGGACAAGGAUCUAAAACCCAAAGUACGAGAGAUGUUUCUGUUGAAUGUAAUGCUACAUGAAUGCUUGAUUUAUCAAGCGCCAAAAGGCUUUGUAUAGCAGAAAAUGUAAGUGGGGUGGCUUCUGGCUUCUUUAUCCUCUGAUUCUAGCACUUUCAAGUGAGCUGUUGCGUACUGUAUCAUAUUGUAGCUAUUAGGAAAGAGAUGAUUGUUGCUUAAGAAAGAACAUCACCGUUGAUUUAAAUGCAAGUAGCAGCAUACUGCCUUUGAUUCAACUGUUUAAGUCCUCAUUUUCUCACACUAAGUGCUUGCUGUUCCCAAAUAUGCGAGAGUAACUUUUACACUUUUUCCUUCC
This is a messenger RNA of Saimiri boliviensis boliviensis (Bolivian squirrel monkey), 1160 nucleotides long. NCBI's taxonomy places the organism in Eukaryota, Metazoa, Chordata, Mammalia, Primates, Cebidae. The record is from RefSeq and is a predicted model, not a curated record.